AUGAAUAUAACUUACAAUGCAAUAACGAUUAUUGAAAUUGGAAACAACGGAAAAGGAAAUCUUCUCGCAUUUUAUGAAAUUGAAGUCAAAGAAAAAAGCUUGCCUUCAGCAGUAAAUUAUACGUUAACCGGAGCAGGUUUCAACAACUCGUUUAUCAACAACGGAGUGACCAACAAAGACGUUAAUGUUCAGUCGUACAUAACACAAGAAGACAGAUCAACUAUUUCAAUCCCAAUAACAUUUACAGGGGAAAUCAUGGAUUGUAAUCCACAAAGUUCAAUGAUUAUACAAGUUAACGGAGACAUAUUAAAUGGUUCCUCGGAUGUAAUAGAAUCAUUGGACUUGAACACCGCGGCUGGACUUACUCCAGGGUUUCUUAUAAAAGACAUUUUAAGAAAAAGUGGUGUGAGACUGUAUACGAGAUAUUUUGAAGCUCAAAGUUUAUCUUUACCCGGAGACACUGUUGAUCACCUACUCCAUUCAACAGUAUUGGAUGUCAGCGUUGUGAAUAAAACUGCAGAAGCUAUAACGUACGCUUCAUCAUCUGACGGAACAUCCGUGACGUUGAAUAUACCUUCUCUAGAAAAGACGAUUGGAUAUGAAAUAUUGAACAGUGAUGGCAUGGUCGUUGCUACAUUGAAAGAAGAAGAAAUCGAUGGAUCAGACGUUUUAAAGAUACCUGUCACCUCUUUGACUAAUGGUACUGAAGUAACCUUCAAGAUAAAUAUAAUGACACGACUUCAAAACGAUCGAAAUGUUUCUGCAACUUCAUCGAAUGAAAUACGUGUAACACCAAACUCCGAGCAAUGCUCCAAUUGCUCAACAAAGGCGAGUUGCGUGAGGUUGACUGAUGGAUCAGGUGAUAUAAUAUGUACGUGCAACAAUGGCUUUGGAGGUGAUGGUACGACAUGCGACUUCAUAACAACAACAACUGCGGCUACAACAGCUGCAACUACGGAGUCGGAUACCACCACAGCUGUAGAUUCAACUACAGCUGCAACUUCCCAACCAUCCACUACCAUUGCUGAUCCAACCACAGCUGCAACUUCUCAACCAUCCACUACCAUUGCUGAACCAACUACAGCUGCAACUUCCCAACCCUCUACUACCAUUGCUGAACCAAGCACAGCUGAAACUUCCCAGCCAUCCACUACCAUUUCUGAACCAACCACAGCUGCAACUUUCCAACCAUCCACUACCAUUACUGAGCCAACCACAGCUGCAACUUCCCAACCAUCUACUACCAUUGCUGAACCAACCACAGCUGCAACUUUCCAACCAACCACUACCAUUGCUGAACCAACCACAGCUGCAACUUCCCAACCAUCCACUGCCAUUACUGAGCCAACCACAGCUGCAACUUCCCAACCAUCCACUACCAUUGCUGAACCAACCACAGCUGCAACUUCCCAACCAUCCACUACCAUUGCUGAACCAACUACAGCUGCAACUUCCCAACCAUCCACUACCAUUGCUGAACCAACUACAGCGGCAACUUCCCAACCAUCCACUACCAUUGCUGAACCAACCACAGCUGCAACUUCCCAACCAUCCACUACCAUUGCUGAACCAACUACAGCUGCAACUUCCCAACCAUCCCCUACCAUUGCUGAACCAACCACAGCUGCAACUUCCCAACCACCCACUACCAUUACUGAACCAACAACAGCUGCUACUUCCCAAUCAUCCACUACCAGUUCUGAACCAAGCACAGCUGGAACUUUCCAGCCAUCCACUACCAAUUCUGAACCAACCACAGCUGCAACUUCCCAGCCACCCACUACCAAUUUUGAACCAAGUACAGCUGAAACUUCCCAACCAUCCACUACUAUCACUGAACCAACCACGGCUGCAACUUCCCAACCACGCACCACCAUUACUGAAGCAACCCCUACAACAGCUAAACCAGCAACAGACUCAAUAGCCUCUACUACUGUAUCAGAAAGUAGCACUACGACUACAAAUUCCCAAUCAGUUUUACCUGUCUGGGGAUUAAUUCUUAUUAUCGUAAUUGGAAUCGGGUUACUUGGAGUUCCAAUUUAUUUUAUAGCCAGACAUUGCGAUAAUAAACAGAACGAUCAGGAAAAACCAAGCGUGGAAAUGUGGAAUGUCAAUGGCAACCAUAACAGGCAAGAGAAUCCUUAUGAAGAAAUUAAUUGACGUAUAAUUACAAUAAACAAAGAGAGUUGUACGAGGAAAGAAGCCGUGAAAGUGGCGAUCAAUGAUGACAAAUAUUUGACUUUGCUACAGCAUCGUAAUCAUUACGGAUGAGACGUAAUUUAAACAAGAGAGCUAUGCUCAAAUAUAUGGACACGUAGCGCCUCCCAAUGGCAAUAAUUUUGAUGACGUCAUAGCGAAAAAAAAGUAAUAGCCCUCUGGAGAA
Molecule: messenger RNA, 2383 nt
Organism: Styela clava
Lineage: Eukaryota; Metazoa; Chordata; Ascidiacea; Stolidobranchia; Styelidae
Source: RefSeq, a predicted model, not a curated record